UAGUUAGUGGCUACCUCAGCUGAAAAUGCACCCCAUGAGCAUGAGUAAACGCGCUACAUGAAAGGGCUACCCUCGCAUCUUCUCAAUUCCUUAAAGGCUGGAUUUCAAUUCAGCAGUACAACUUAAUAUGGAUUCUAACCGAGCGGAUUCUAUUAGACCAUUCACCAGCAGUGAACCUGCGUUCACCGAGGGCGCUGGAGUAGACGGACAAAACUCACUACCUGUCGAGACCUACACUCCGAAUGUAUUUGACUUGGUGUUGCCUAUUGGUCGCGCUAGAGAUACAGUCAAACCAACAUUUCCUCCUGCUUUUCUUGAGAGCGAAGCUGUUGAUUCCUCUCUAUUUCUUGGCCGUGGUGCCUCGUUCACGGUCACACGACAGGCCAUACCGGCCGGGCCGGAGAACAUCGUGGAGCUGAUAGAUAUGGGCGGCUGGACCGUAGAAAGUGUAGUAAAGGCCCCAACGCGUCCCCGCCAUGUGGUAUACAAAUCAGCACGAGUUGCAUUUCAACCUAACGGUAAACCAGCGACACGCGACGAUAGUCGGGCUCUACAAAGCGUUCUGACGGAAUUCCACGCGUUGUUGCAUCCAGCGCUACUGAAACAUCCCAACAUUAUCGAUUUUCUCGGUCUUGCUUGGGGUACCAACCACGCAGAUCCGCUUCAUCGUCUCCCUGUUCUCGUUGUCGAGUACGGUGAUCGAGGCACUUUGGCAGAUGUUCAAUUACGCGGACCUUCAUUGACCAAUGAUUCAAAACUUGACAUAUGCCUUGGUAUCGCGCGAGGCCUGAAGGUCCUUCAUGAUAAUGGCAUAAUUCACGGGGACGUCAAGCCAGACAACAUCGUCAUGUGCUCACGUAAUGAUGGGUCCCUUGUGCCCAAGCUGGCUGACUUUGGUUUUGCUAUGAUCGAAUCUACCGAAGCGCCCGAGGUCAUGAUUGGGAGCACAAGAACCUGGCGAGCCCCUGAAGUCUCUUCCUCUAUUCCUGUCGCGAAGCUUAGGCUUACAGAUGUGUACUCCUUCGGCUUAGUGACUUGGUCACUUGCUAUCGACGGCAAAGAUCCGUUUAGUCUAUUCAUUUCUGAUAGUUUACAUGGUGAGGAGCGACUUUUAGAAAUCGACCGUCUCAAACAAGCGGACAAAGUUCUAUCUAUGUCGAAGCUAGAGGCAUGGCUUUUUGACUGGGGGUUUACAAACAAACUACAUUUAGCAACUUCCCACAUCCAGGCAGAUCCGUCGCAUUCGUCUGAGGAGGCCCAGGAUGGAACACAUGUACCAGCCAAUCCCACGGAAUAUCAAAUUCUACAGGCGCGUCUUAGGACGCUGCUGGCAUCCUUGAGGCAGCUAGGACUACCAAAAGAAAUGCUGGCUUCGGCCGUCCUGGGAUUUUACCGCCAGCAGGCUUUCUUCAAACAUCUUGAUUCGCUCUUCUCUCACACAUUGACCAAAGAUCCCGAUCAACGGGAUCUGCUAGCUGUAAUAAAGGAACUUGAAGGUCACGGUGUGGAGAUGACUAGGGGCCUCGCGACGCUGGACAUCGCAGAGUCUAGUAUCAGCGCGGACGGCUUAACCAAACAUAACUUAAAGGGUUCGGGGGAUACAAUGCUCGAAAAUAUACUGGGCACGAUCGAUUGGCAUAGAUUGGGAUUUAAGUCUCAUCUCUAUUCAUGGCAGAUGACGAAAGAUCUGGACCCGAAUGUACAGACUUUUAUCGUCAACACUCUAUUCCACCCAAAUGAUGAUACUUCUAAGCUUGCUCAAGCAGCAUAUUUCCUUAACGGAUACGGAGUUAGUUCCGACGUAGACCAGGCUUUGGAUAGUCUUGUCCAAGCGGCUCGUAGAAGGGAUUCAAUUCCCCAAGCAUUCUUGUACAGGGUGUUUAAAGCAUGCCAAAAAGACAUUCCGUCGGAAGUCCCUAUCUUACAAUAUUUGAAGUACCAUGCUCUUAGAGGGUCACGCAAGGCGAUGCUAGAUUUGAAAGAGCUAGACUCUACGGAAAUGGAAAGGACCAAGGAUCUUGUAAGGUUCGGCUAUGGCGGCGUCGGGGCCGACUGGUAUCUUGACCACCAGUGGUUUCAUGGUCUCACGCAGUCUACACUAAUGAGUAAAGAUUUUCGCCCCGAGCGCCUUGGCCCAAAGACCAACUUGGCUGAUAUCGCAGUCAAUAAACGAGGAGAUAGGAUUACUCAUGCGUCGGCAGCUGUCGGUGCCUACGGUCUGCUUAGGGAGUUAAUAACGGACUUCAAGCUCCCUGUUGACCUGCUCAACUCAAAAGGGGAAACAGCUCUAUUAUGUGCAUGCCGAUCGGGACAUGCGGAAAGUGUGAAGCUUCUACUUGACAAUGGUGCCUCCGCUUCUAUUCAGUCAGCCAGCGGGGAAUCACCACUUCACUGGCUCUCGUCAUUCAAAGAUAAGGUAAAUGUGGCAGCGGUUGGAAAAGAUCUAAUUGAGAUAGGCGAAGCAAAUGUUGAUGCUUUUACGACAUGUCGUAUAUCUCAUUCCAUAUUCCCAGGUACCAUGGACGUCGAUUUUCAACCUGAAGGGACGCCAUUGUUGUGGGCCGUACAUGACAACAAACCCCGAAUCGUAUCAUUCCUCCUUUCUGCAGGGGCGGAUCCGAAUUGGCGAUUUAGCCAAAGAGACCAGUCGCCUCUCGAAUGGGCAGCAUACUACCAUCAUACCGAGUGUUUAAGGAUGAUGAUUGAGCAUCUAGAAGGGACUGGUCCUGCACCAAUGACGACCGAAGGGAAGAAAGAUGUGCGACAUACGGUGCUAUAUGGGCCACUGAUAAGGCACGCAGUCCGUGCAUCAGACAAGUUUUCCAUGAUCAUGAGAAAUGGUGCCGAUUAUCUUAAUAGUCUCAAGUCGACACUAGCUCUCCUACAAGAGAAAACGAGGCUGGUUAAAUUCAGUGUAGGAACAAAUGAGACACUAAUUCAUUAUGCUGUCAAGGAAGCGCAUGACGAAGCCUGCAAGAUAAUACUGGAGUCAGGUUGGCUAGCGGAAGAAAUAAAUAAGCCUGCAGGACCCGAAUCCCGGACCGCCCUACUAGAAAGUGUACGGUGGAACCGGCGUCCGCUCUUUCAACUCCUUGUCCAGCAUGGCGCCGAUGUCAACGCAUUGUCGGCUAGUCCUUAUGACGAAUCUGGCCGUCGUACCUGGUCCGCACUACACACAUUUGCCGACCAAGCCCAUAAUGAUGACCUAACUCUUGUAGACGAUCUUAUCACUGCCGGCGUUCCCGUGGACGGCAAUACUGCAGCUGCCCCCGAUAUCGAAACGCCGCUCCACAUCGCGGCCCGUCGCCACGCCUUCCGCCUCGCAGAUCGUCUACGCUCCCACGGCGCUAAUAUCGACGCGACAUGCCUGCGCGCCGCAUUUCUUACCGCCCCAUACCCACUCACAGGUCUAGGUUGGGCUAUCGCGCUUAACGCGCGCUACAGUUUACCCGGGCUACGGUAUCUGCUCGCGCAAUCUCCGUCUUUCGUCGUCGAACCCGAGCGUGGGCUCACUGUCUUGCAUCUAGCCGCCUGUGUGCCCGCGGACCUGAGCUAUGUCGGGGGUGGAACACUAUCGAGAGUUGAUUUCGAUUGGGAUACGCAUCUGCUGCUUGUCCGCGAGUUACUGGAUUGGUUCCAGGGUCCGGAGAAGCUGGAUGCACGGACCUUGGUGGGGGCGGGGUCGAAGACGGCGUUGCAUCUUGCGGCUGAGUACGGGAAUGUGGGGGUGGUGAAGGAACUUGUGCGUGCGAAGGCGGAUCUGUUGGUUAGAUGUGAGGCUGGGGAGACGGCGCUGGAUAUUGCGAAGAGGGUGUGGGGUGGGAAGGGGGGUGAGGUGGUUUGGGGGGAGUUGUUGGGUUGGUUGGAAUAGGGGUUGCGAGUGGUUGGUUUUCACGAUGAAAUACUGAAAAUAGCGCCAUUUUCCUUAAUGUUAACCUCAAAAUACUUUACACGUAUAUGACAGUUACGACAUAAGAACCUACCUGUAAGGCUACCCAGGGCUUUGUCUUGCAAGCUCUCUGGAUGAGUUGAUACUACCUACCUAUAGUACAC
This is a messenger RNA of Annulohypoxylon maeteangense, 4053 nucleotides long. Its product is annotated as ankyrin. The coding region runs from base 128 to 3871 and encodes 1247 amino acids. The transcript is spliced from 4 exons. Gene Ontology annotation, molecular function: ATP binding; protein kinase activity; protein binding. The record is from RefSeq and is a predicted model, not a curated record. Gene Ontology annotation, biological process: protein phosphorylation. NCBI's taxonomy places the organism in Eukaryota, Fungi, Ascomycota, Sordariomycetes, Xylariales, Hypoxylaceae.